AUGGAUGGCAUCCAUUCCUUGACGUCUGAUCACGUCCCAUAAUGUGAGAGAAGUGCCCAGUAUCUGGCCGAACAUGGAGUGACAGCACAAGCUUAUCAUGCUGGUUUGGAAGAUCAAGAACGAGCUGAUGUUCAAACUCGAUGGGCUAAUGACGAAUACCAAGUGAUCUGUGCCACAAUUGCUUUUGGAAUGGGAAUCGAUAAACCAAAUGUUCGUUUUGUCAUUCACUUGUCGAUGCCGAAGUCAAUUGAAGGCUAUUAUCAAGAAUCGGGUCGAGCAGGACGUGAUGGUGAACAAGCGUAUUGUUAUCUUUUCUAUAGUUACCAAGAUUUAGUGAAAACAAAGCGUCUAAUCAUGACUGAACAAUCACCAAAUGCAACACGCGACGCACAAAAAACACGCAUGGACAAUCUGCAUAGCGUCUAUGCGUAUUGUAUCAACGAUGUUGAUUGUCGUCGAACACUGCUACUCGAAUAUUUUGGUGAACGCUAUCUGGCGAGUCAAUGUAAAAAACACGUGGAAACACGAUGUGACAAUUGUUGCAGUGUUGCUCAAGCCAAGCUAGUUGAUUUUACCGAAUUGUCCAAACAGAUUCUUGCUUUGGUUGAACAACUCACACAAAAUAUGAGAACAACAACAAUCAACUAUCUCGUUGAUGUUCUCAAAGGAAGCAAACAGAAAGCAGUCAUAGCUGCUGGACAUGAUCAACUCGAACAAUACAACAUUGCUCAAGACGUCAUAAGAAUAAAUGUAGAACGGCUGCUGUCGAAGUUAAUCAUUGAUGGCUAUCUUCAUCAAGACAUUUCAAUCAAUGAUACUUAUGGUACAGCCAGUGCAUAUAUUCGUUUGGGAAAGAACACCACAUUCGCUGAUCCAAUCAUCUUAUCAGUUUGUACAAAGAAAGAGAAUCCAAAUGUUCAAUCAAUGAAAGCGACGAGCUCGACACGAAACCGUUUGGUUGAUGGUUGUCUCGAGAAAUUGAAAGAAGAACUGAAGUGCAUAUCGGCAGAAUAUGGCAUCAAAUAUUCAACAAUAUUGAGUGAAAAGGCUUUGAAACAAAUGGCCACGACUAUGCCUCGAAACAAAGAAGAAAUGCUGAGAAAAACAGUGGAAAUGACAACAAUCAAAUAUGAUUUGUAUAAACUGGAUCGCCUAUUGUCAAUCACUUGUUUGUUUGGAUCAAAGUUGGACGAAGAGAAGCGAGAUGAAACGAUGAAUUGUUCAAGUUUGAAACGAAAACACGAAGCAAGCACGCCAACGACGAGUAGUUAUUUUCACGAUGGAACAAAUUAUGAUAGUAAUGCAAAGAAAAAGAGAUGA
This is a messenger RNA of Adineta ricciae, 1320 nucleotides long. NCBI's taxonomy places the organism in Eukaryota, Metazoa, Rotifera, Eurotatoria, Adinetida, Adinetidae. The record is from the annotation of a GenBank genome assembly.